Messenger RNA from Ciona intestinalis (vase tunicate), 2264 nucleotides. The record is from RefSeq and is a predicted model, not a curated record. Lineage: Eukaryota; Metazoa; Chordata; Ascidiacea; Phlebobranchia; Cionidae.
UAAAACAAGAGAGCGACCACCAAGCUCGUAAACGUAAGUUCGACACUGAGAGAGAAAAAAGGGAAGAAGAGAGAAAGAAAAGAGAAGAAGAGCGGAUGAGACGUAACGAAGAGAGGUUUGUUCCACCACCGGAGGAGCCAGAGGAAGAGUUCGACGACACGCUGGUUGUUAUCGAUAAAUAUCAUUGUGACCUCAAUAUAAAGCUCCACAAAGGACGAUUGACAGCCGUACCGUUAACAUUGGAAGGUUUCGCUUACUUGUGGGCGGGUGUUCGUGCAACUUACGGGGUGACUACUGGGAAAAUAUGUUAUGAAUGCAAGCUGGCAGAAGAACAUUCAGUUCGCCAUCUUCCAUCCUCGGAGGCCCAUCCGCAUCUUGUGAGGGUGGGGUGGUCGGUACCAAACACCCCUAUGAACGUGGGCGAAUCAAGGUUCUCAUAUGGGUUGUGUGGCACCGGGCGUGUCGUUACAAAUCAAACAUCGAAGGAAUUCGGGGAGAAGUUUAAAGGAGGAGAUGUUAUUGGUUGUUACUUGGACUUAUCCACGGACAUGAUGAACAUCCACUACACGAAGAACGGGGUGUUGCUCGGUGAAGCGUUCACUGAGGAGAAAUCAAGGUUGGGCGAGAAUCCGUUGUUCCCGCAUGUAUCGUGCAAGAAUACGACUAUUGAGUUCAACUUUGGCGAGAAGGAGGAACCAUACUUCCCCCACCCUCAAGAAUUGGAAGAUUACGUUUUCAUAUCAAAGGUUGGGUUGGAGGAUCGGGUUAGGGGAACCACCGGCCCCACAAAGAGGAAGGAUUGUGAGGUGUUAAUGUUGUGCGGGUUACCAGGCUCGGGUAAAACAUUUUACGCCAACCAACAACUUGUUGAUAAACCAGAGAUGGGGUUCAAUAUACUCGGGACGAAGUCGGUCGUUGAUCGGAUGAAGGUGACAGGAAUCGAACAGAAAUACACGACGGACAUCUUGAUGAGCCACGCUUCUAAUUGUUUGAAUCGGAUGUUUCAAAUGGCUGCACGCAAGAAUAGGAACUAUAUACUUGACCAGACAAAUGUAUUUGCGUCGGCUCAACGACGUAAGUUACGUUCAUUCGAGGGUUUUCAUCGAAGAGCUAUUGUAAUUGUUCCAAGUGAGGAAGAAUUUAAAAGCAGAUUGGAUAAACGCACUAAGGAUGAGGGCAAAGAGAUACCCGAUAUUGCAAUAUUUGAGAUGAAAGCAAACUUCAGCCUACCAGAGGAGGGGCCGGAUGGUUUUGAGGAAGUAGUUUUCCCCGAGCUUGGGAAAGAUGAAGCGGUAAAAUUGAUCGAUAAAUAUCGUGAAGAUGCAAGGAAGAAGGGACCUCCUCCUGAAAAGAGGUUCCGUGGAAAAGGAGGGUUCGAUGGUCGAGGUCGUGGGGGUUGGGGGGAACCCCGGGGUAUGAUGCGAGCCCCGUUCCGUGGGGGUAUGAACCGAGGGUUCGGGGGUGGUGGAUUUAACCGGGGCUUUGGUGGGGGCGGGGGUCGAGGGGGCUUCAACAGGAAUUCCGGGGGUUUUAACGACCGGCGAAAUUUUGGUGGCAACACUGGUUGGAAUAAUGGAGGUGGAAACUGGCAUGGGAACCGUGGGCGUCGGGACCAUGGGGGUAACAGAGGGGGAUACGGAGGGAAUCGUAACCAAGGGUUCAGGAACAACAUGGGUGGGGGAAAUCGUGGCGGAAACAAUCGAUCUUUUCAAAACAACAACAACAGAAACUCUGGAUUCAACAGAAACAAUCAACGUCAACAACAGAACCCACAACAACAAAACCCACAACAGAAUCAACAACAGAAUCAACAACAACAACAACAACAGCAGAGACAGCAGGCCAACCACCCGUACAACUAUCAACAACAAGCCUACCAGCAACAAACCGCUCAAAUCGCUGCUCAGAAUGUAAAUAACCCGCAACAACAGCAGCAACAACAACAACAACAGAACCCGCAGCAGCAACAGCAGAAUUACCAACAAUCAUAUAACGCACAAGGCCAGCAGGAUUACAGUCAACAAUGGGCGCAAUAUUAUCAACAACAAGCAGCAGCUCAACAACAAGCAGCGGUUCAGCAAUACCAGAACUACUACGCGAGCUACCAGCAAGCUUANCGGGGGGAAACAACAACAACAACAAUAAAGAACUAACUGUUGGUUUAAACUUUCCCGAUUAUUCGGAAUAAUUAGUUUUUUAAUAUUUUACAGAGAAUUGUGUAAGACUGCCGCCAAUCAAUUUUGUAAAUAAAUUCCCAAGUUUGA